AUGACAAAAAAGGAUAUCACUGAUUCUUAUUGUCGAAUCAAAGCAUUUGGCAGGAUCAUUUUGAAUCAGUCGAUAUUCGUUGUUAGCUCCGUCAUCCACGAAAAGGAGAGUACGUUGGAGCUGGGAGCUGUAGCAGCCACGCUGCACAGGGGUCGAUUGGACAAGCCAUUACGGAUUGGCCGGCGCCUCAACGGUUCCUGGCUAAACAGAUUCAGCAGGUCUGCGCCAACCAAUCAUGCGACUUAUGUACCUGACGCCUGGCGUCAGUGGCCCAAGCCACCCCUGAUGUUUAACCCACCCGCCAACGCGCUACCCCUGGCUACUAUUGUGAACCUCCUCAGUCCUCACAACUCGGCAAGGAUCAGCCUUGAAGACUCCCACCUCGGUUCUUCUCCUCUCGGCAAAUCAUAA
This is a messenger RNA of Fusarium proliferatum ET1, 411 nucleotides long. RefSeq lists its product as uncharacterized. NCBI's taxonomy places the organism in Eukaryota, Fungi, Ascomycota, Sordariomycetes, Hypocreales, Nectriaceae. The transcript is spliced from 3 exons. The coding region runs from base 1 to 411 and encodes 136 amino acids. The record is from RefSeq and is a predicted model, not a curated record.